UGACAAGAUGGCGGACAAGAAGAAAGGAAAACUAACACCUAGCUAUUUAUAUUUGUGUUUUAUUGUGUUAGUUUUGACUGUCCAGACAAUAUACACAGAACUGGAUACAUGUUCGCUGUCUAACUGUGUCGAGGGUAGAUGUGUAAAUGGAUCGUGCGUGUGUGACGUAGGGUGGGCUCCUCCAGAAUGUAAACACUGCACUGGCAGAAUCAGAUUACAAAAUACGGAUGGGAUAAUCUCGGAUGGUCACGGUAAUUACUCGGAGGACAAUAAGUGUACGUGGCUGGUGGACACGGGGCGGGAGAACACCUCCUUGUGGUUCCAGUUCCAUCAGUUCUCCACCGAGUGUGGCUGGGACCACCUCUAUAUCUACGAUGGAGACUCCGCAUUCUCUCCAUUACUGGCAGCUUUCAGUGGUCUAAUACAUAAGGAUUACACGUCCACCACUGAAUUACAAGAGAUCCGCACCAGCUCAGGCAAGGCUUACCUGUACUUCUACAGCGAUGCAGCGUACAACAUGUCAGGGUUCAAUAUUACCUACAGGACUGGUGGUUGCCCUAAGAACUGCUCCGGGCAGGGGGACUGCUCGGGGGAUGUUUGUGUUUGUUACGCGGGGUACCAAGGGGAGGAUUGUGGUGAUUUCAUCUGUCCCAGUAACUGCUCCCUCAAUGGGGACUGUGUCAAUAACCACUGUCAGUGUCACACUGGAUUCACAGGUUUGUUAUUUACUGUCAACAUCCACUGUCAGUGUUACGCAGGAUUCACAGGUUUGUUAUUGAUGUAUUCCGUCUUAUCUUUGUUAAUGUUGGAAGGGUAUAAAACAUCCUCCAAAGAUUUAGAGGUUGUCAGUCAUCGGGGAGGAUAUUUAUCUAGCCCCCCUCCUUCGAACAAGUUGUACGUAUUUGGGGGAGUGGAGGGAAAUGUGACGUCCCGCGAUCUGUGGAUAUUUAACACGACAACCCUGGUGUGGUCCAUACAGCAUUACAACAGUACUGUACCCAUACCAAUGGGGGUGGCAGGCCACACAGCUCACAUUGUCAGGGGCGUCAUGUAUGUCCUCUUUGGUUAUAGUCCAAUCUACGGCUACCAGAACAGGAUCCAGGAGUACAACAUAGCCAAUGAGAGCUGGAGCGUUCCCCGGACACGAGGGGCGCUGGUCCAGGGAGGUUACGGUCACUCUAGUGUGUACUACCCCGCCCUGGAUAAGAUCUAUAUCUACGGUGGAUAUCACGCCCGCAGCACCUCAAACUACGACCUCACUGACCAGCUGUACUCGUUUGAACCUGCUACAAGAACCUGGAUAAAAUUACGUCGUAACCAGCUUCCCCGUUACCUACACUCGGCGGUUAUUAUUGACGGAAUGAUGAUUGUGUUUGGUGGGAACACCCAUAACGACACGUCUAUCAGCCUCGGAGCCAAGUGUUACUCCCCAGACGUAUUACAGUAUGACAUCAAGUGUAACACAUGGUCCCAGCUUAACUCCUCUGUCCUGGCGUCACAUGGGGCUCGUUAUGGUCACUCAGCAGUCACAGUCCACAGGAAUGGUAGGACUGAGAUGCUGGUCCUGGGAGGAUUCAGUGGAAUCAUGGAACCUAAUGCUCUUCUUCUAUCUCCAGGGAACUGCUCCUAUUACACGACAAGAGAGGACUGUCUGGGGUCGGUACAGGGAAGGUCAUGUGUGUGGGCGGGGGGACUGUGUGUCUCCUUGUCUGACCCCAAUGCUGGCGGCGCCGAGGAGAAACAGUGCGAUCCCACAGAGGGUGGUGAUAAGCAAUGUGGUUCCUUCACGACGUGCCCCACCUGUCUGUCCACCGCCUACAACUGUGUGUGGUGUGUUCAUAACUGCACUGCGGCGGACCAGUGUACCAACACCAAUCAGAUGAAACCUGAGUCAGCCAGCGACCUUUCCCAGUGCCCCAUUCAGGGAGAACCACCCUGCGCGGAACAACACAAAUGUCAGGGGUGUAACUCCUUCCCUGACUGCCUGUGGGGGGCUAGUGGAUGUACCAAAAAUGACCAACCAAAAAAUGAGAAAAAUGACACCGACGAUCAUAAACUUUUUGUGCAAAUGGAAAAUCAAAUCACUUCUGCCCACAUUGGCCGCUGUCCCUCUAAACACAGCAGUGUCUGUUCUCUCUUCCACAACUGUGUGGCGUGUGUACAGUCCAAAUCCUGCAAGUGGAAUCAGACCGUCAAAGAAUGUCAGAAAAGAUCACAUACGAUUGGAACUCACUAUACAUUCAAUGACUUUGAUAACCCGGAGAAGACACCAUGUCCUACGCCUUGCUACAUGAAUACCACAUGUGAGUCGUGUACAUCACAAAAAUGUAUGUGGUGCAGCAAUCAGCAGAAAUGUGUGGAAACCAAUGCCUAUGUGGCCACAUUUAUAUAUGGCCAGUGUAUGGAGUGGACCACAGACAAAUCUAAAUGUCCAGCAACCCGCUGCUCUGAUCUUCACUCUUGUAAAGAUUGUCAAUCUAACCCUCUGUGUGGGUGGUGUAAUGAUCCUAGCAACACAGGGAUUGGUCGAUGUAUGGAGGGCGGAGCCUCUGGACCUGUCAAUCAAACUAAUCCCCACCUCACUGACCUUAGCAAAUGUCCAGCCAGUCAGUGGUUCUUUAUCAACUGUCCAGAUUGUCAGUGUAAUGGACAUAGCACAUGUCUAAAUGUGACAGGAGUGUGUGACAGUUGUCAAAACAUGACGGAAGGCAAGUCCUGUGAGAGAUGUGUUGAUGGUUACUAUGGUGAUGCCAGUAAUGGAGGCAGUUGUUCUGCUUGUCAGUGUAACGGCCAGGCGGACUCGUGUGACAGGAAGUCGGGGGCGUGCUACUGUAGAACCAGGGGAGUGAUCGGGGAUAAAUGUGAAAAGUGUGAUGAACCCCAUAAAUAUUUUGGAAAUCCCAAAACAGGAACCUGUUAUUAUAACUUGGUGACAGACUACCAGUUCACCUUUAACCUUUCUAAAUCAGAGGACAAAUCGUACACCCAGAUCAACUUCAUGAACAUCCCGUCCUCCAGUGAACGUGAUGUGGAUUUUAAAGUAAAUUGCUCUGGUGUAGCCUACUUAAAUAUAACAAUGAAGAAAAAAUCUCAGGGUGACCGGGAGACGAUGAUCGUCAAACAACACUCGUGUAAUUACUUCAGGGCUAAGUUUGAUCACGGGGAAUAUUCCUUUGGUCCCUCAGAAAACACUACAUUCCUUGUCUAUGUCUACGGGUUUAAAACCCCAUUCUGGCUACAGAUCUCUUUCUCACAGUUUCCUAAGAUAGAUUUAGUUCACUUCUUUGUGACUUUUUUUAGUUGUUUCCUAUCGCUGUUAAUUAUAGCAGCAGUUUUAUACAAAAUCAAACAUAAGUAUGACAUCUACCGUCGCAGACAGCGUAUGAUGGUGGAGAUGGAAGAAAUGGCGAGUCGGCCAUUCUCCUCAAUCACUGUGGAGAUCGACAGAAAGUAUGAUCCAGUCGGAGCAGAGAAAAAAGAAACAGAUCUCAGAAAACGGAAAAAGACUAAUACAAAACCCAGUCAGAUUGCAUAUGAGCCAUUAAAUCACCAGAAGGCUGCAGUUAUAUCACUGAUAGUCCAACUACCAACAGGGGAUGAUGAGUGGACCCCUAAUGGGGCCUCAGGGGUAGCCAUAGCUAGUGCUCUGGUCACAGUUGGCCAUCAUCGAAAGCAAAGCUUAGAACACGGAGGAAAAGGGGACAAAAGUAAACAUAAAAAAGUGUUGUUUCCUGGGAACCAGGAUAUGUGUGUCUAGUAUCCGGAACACUCCCCAGGGAUCCACCCUUGUGUUCACAGGGAGUGAUUAUUGUGUGUGACUGAAAGGGAGAGGUUAUUAUUCAACCUUCCUUCAUGAAUCUUACAAAAAAAUCAAGGUGCUAAUGUGAAAUUACAACAAAAAAACAUACUUUUUUCAUCAGUUUCAACAAUGCAGUUUUACUUACAAAUAAUUACUUACUGAUAGUGUAUAUUGUGUAAUAUAUUUAAAGAUUUUAAAAUUUGUUACAAAGACAUAUUCCAGUGUAGGACAGUCUUUAUUUCCUUUAUUUUUUCUUUAAAUGGAUUCGGACUUGUGUCUGAAACAUUAAGGGCGAAUUUGUUUUUCAAAAACUGGGUUUAGUUUUGAACCGGUUUUGUAAACUGUUCAUUUGUUCCACAAACUAGUUUUAAACUAGUUUAAACCCAGAACCGGUUUUCCAUUUGUUUUGGCUGUAACUGAAAUCAGUUCGUUAAACCAACCAAACCACCUCCGAUGGUGGUUUAUUCAGUUUACGAAAGAGCGGGAAGUAUUCCAGUAUGGCGGUGAUGAAAGAUGGUGACUAUUUUAAUAAAGAAAAACAGAUAUAAAUAAUUGUUGACUAAAUGCCACAUUCUGAUAUUUGAUGUUUUAUAUAUAAGGCUUCAGAGAAUAGAUAAAUGCUGCAUAUUGAAAAUAAUGGUGUUUGUUCAAUAAUAAUGAACAGAAUAUGUUAGAUUUUCCUUUUCAAAAAUAAGUUUUGAAUCAUUUGGACAAACUUCAACAUGUAUGGUAAAUUGUAGAACAUACUGUAAAGACAGCUUAAGUAUUGGGAAUCUAAAGAGCAAUUAUAAAUACUCGGGGUUUUUGUAUUUCCAUGUGUUAAAAAUGUGGAAAUUGUUCAUUUGAUUAAUCUUUGAGACAUUAAAAAUAUAAA
Saccostrea cuccullata (small rock oyster) is the source of this 4673-nucleotide messenger RNA. Its product is annotated as attractin-like protein 1. The record is from RefSeq and is a predicted model, not a curated record. Gene Ontology annotation, molecular function: protein binding. The transcript is spliced from 29 exons. Gene Ontology annotation, cellular component: Golgi apparatus. Lineage: Eukaryota; Metazoa; Mollusca; Bivalvia; Ostreida; Ostreidae. The coding region runs from base 8 to 3757 and encodes 1249 amino acids.